AUGGGCACGCCGUCCAUACUCCGACUCGAUCUCAAGCCCAAAACCUGGUUGACGCUGGACUAUUGGAGGCUCGAAACACCACGGGCAUCAUUCGCAACAAAGGGCGGCUGGUCGAACGAAGACGUCGAUGUGGUGGCGCCUGAUAAAAGAACUUGGAAAGAAAUCGAUUACCUCUGGCUGUGGCUGGCAGAUGGUGCAAACGUGGGGACAAUGCAGCAGGCCGGGUCAAUUCUUGCUCUGGGACUCAGCUGGCGGGAAGCAUCUGCAGCAAUUGCAAUCGGAAACGUUCUUAUCGCAAUGACUGUGGCCUUGAAUGGUGCUAUCGGUGCUAAACAUCACAUUCCAUUCUCGAUUGCCUCGAGAGCAUCCAUGGGCUUCUACUUUUCGUAUUUUGCUGUAGCAUCUCGCCUUGUUCUAGGCUUGAUAUACUUUGGUAUCAACUCAUACAUCGGCGCCUCUUGUAUGCUCAUCAUGCUCGAGUCCAUUUGGCCGAGUUUAAGGACGUUUCCGAACACUUUAGCGGCAUCUUCAAGCAUUUCCAGCAACAAGAUGAUUGCUUACUUCGUAUUUUGGACCUUGCAGUUUCCUCUAUUACUCAUCAACCCGAGAAAGAUGAAAUGGCUUUUCUUUGUCAAAUCGAUCUUCGCUGUAGUAGCUGCUUUUGCCAUGCUUGGUUGGGCAGUCAAGACGGGUGGAGUCGGGCCUGUUUUUUCUCAGCCUGCGAGGGUCGUCGGCAACGCUAAAAGUUGGGCCUGGGUGAUGAGCAUGAACGUGGCUGUCAGUGGAAAGACCACGCUUGCCUUGAAUAUUUCUGACCUCACCCGCUACGGAAACAAGCCAUCAGUUGCUUACUGGCAACUUCUCUUCAUCCCCGUUGUCUACUGGACAUUCUCCUUCAUCGGAAUUGUCAUUGCAUCCGCCGGUCAGUCCAUAUACGGCACUUUAUACUGGGACCCAACAUCCAUCAUCGGCCUGUGGACAAACCGUGCUGCCGCGUUCUUCUGUGCUUUUGCCUUUGGUCUCGCAACACUGGGCACAAAUAUAUCAACAAACUCGAUCGCAACGAGCAAUGAUCUGGCGUUCCUUGUACCACGGUGGUUAAAUAUCCGGAGAGGCGCUGUUAUCACCGCUCUUGUUGGAGGCUGGGCGACUUGUCCAUGGAAAAUUCAGGCCAGUGCUAAAAGUUUGACUACAUUUCUCAGCGGGUAUAUCAUUGUUCUUGCCCCAGUCGUGGCUAUCAUGAUCUCCGAUUACUGGAUCAUUCAUCGUCGCCGGCUCCACAUUCCCAUGCUGUACCAGAACGACGGAAUCUAUGGUUAUUCGUAUGGAAUCAACUGGCGCGCGUUGGUCGCUUUGCUGGUGGCUGUUCCCAUCAACCUUCCGGGUUUAAUACACGCCAUCGAUGCUAGUGUCAAUAUUGGGAACUAUACAUACUUUUGUAAGCUUUUCCUGACAAUAUCUUCGAACAUCCCCGAGCAGUAUAUCCCAUGA
Messenger RNA from Diaporthe amygdali, 1491 nucleotides. RefSeq lists its product as uncharacterized. Gene Ontology annotation, molecular function: nucleobase transmembrane transporter activity. Lineage: Eukaryota; Fungi; Ascomycota; Sordariomycetes; Diaporthales; Diaporthaceae. The transcript has 6 exons. Gene Ontology annotation, biological process: transmembrane transport; nucleobase transport. Bases 1 to 1491 code for a protein of 496 amino acids. Gene Ontology annotation, cellular component: plasma membrane. The record is from RefSeq and is a predicted model, not a curated record.